Messenger RNA from Coregonus sp. 'balchen', 5068 nucleotides. The record is from the annotation of a GenBank genome assembly. NCBI's taxonomy places the organism in Eukaryota, Metazoa, Chordata, Actinopteri, Salmoniformes, Salmonidae.
AUGCCUGGUGGUGUUUGGUCUGUCAGAGGCCAAGUGUGUUUUUGGAGCACUGAGUGUUUCGUGUCCAUAGUCCCAGUCAGUUAUGGGGACGUUGAAUUACCAGUGGUCUGAGAGCAUCAGCAUCCAGUUAUCUGACAAUGUUACAACAUCCCAGCGCCAUUUUGUUUUCACUGUGUGACCAUUGAUUUAGUUGUUGUUUUCCAGUCAUCCUCAGACCACUGGUAAUCUGAAGCUCUGUAAUAAUGACAAUGAUGUCCAACUGCAUGUCCUCAUGAUGGUCCCCUUCCUCUGUGUUGUUAUGUAUGGUGUAUGUAACCCCCCUACCCCCAAAAAGCAUGUGAGUCACUUGUUGUCUGUGUCAGGUUGUUUACGGAAUCUUACAUUUGUUGGGAAGCCAUUGUCAUUUCAUCAGGCAUUGCUUUGGAACUGCUGUUGGAAUGCCCCACCCUUGCUGUGGUUUGUUGUGGCCAUACCAGAGAACAACACAUCAUCUCUGUUCGCCUCACUAUCCUCUCAUCGAUGACAUAUACCUACCCACCAUAACACCCACCACACACACACUAACCCAGGGGAUCCAUGUACAGAAACCAGAGCCAACCAAUCUCAAUUACUAGCCUGCCCUUUUCCGGAGCUAAAACCGUAGAAUCCCUCUAAAAGUCCUUGAAUUCAAGCCUAUCGGAUCACUUGACUGUAGUCUAACCCUAACCACUUCAAACUGCCACAGCUGUGAUACCUCUCCUCGCCUAUGGUGGUUCUCAACACAGCAUGUAGGGAAAGACAGAGCACAUAAAGUAUUAGAGUACCCAGAACACCGUACACAGAGUAGUCUCCCCCGCACAUUACACACACAGACAUACAGACACAUAGUGAACAGAUAAGGAAGUGGAGGACUUCUGGCUGUCUUGUGGCCAUGGGUAGCCUCCCUCCAGCAGAAUGUGUCAGUCCAAGACAGUCAGCCAUGCCUUGGCCACACUAACAGGCUCUUCCCAUUCCCUUAGAGGAGACAGGAGGAGGAAUACUACACACGCCUGGAGGAAGGGCGGCGCCGGCAGCACGAGGAGGCCGAGCGCAAGCUGCUGACGCCUGACGAGCCUGGUCUGUACAGACCUCCCCUCCCCAGGGACUACCAGCCUCAGCCCCCCUCUCCCACUGCAUCCCCCGCAACCACCGCCACUAACACUCCUCCACCCCCGCCUCAGAGAAACACCUCCUACCUCAAAACCCAGGUCGUCUCCCCUGACACCUUGUACACUGCCAAGUUUGUCUCAUACAAUGACGAGGAGGAGGACGCUACAGGCCUAGCAGGUCAGGUUAAGCUCUCCGCCACCAGGAAGUCCUAUGGCGACCUCCCGCCCGCUCACAAGCCGCAGCCGCCUGCGCGCAAGCCCCGUCCUAUGUCUGAUGGGAUCUUUCUGUCCAGCUCAUUCCAGCCGCCGGCUGUCAAUGCCAACAGUACUGCAGGGCAGCCCCCUCCCCCUCCCAUCAAACCCAGCCUCAGCUUCAUCCCGACAGGCAACUCUAAAGGUAGACACGGAGAGGAGAGAGGACACGCCCUCCCAUAUGCCUCCCACUCCAGAUCUCUCAUUCAUUCAUUCGUUCAUGUUUUUUUGUGUUAUAUUUUUGUAUUCCUGUUUUUUCAGUAGAGGCUUCCUUUUUCCUUCUCUCUCUCUCUCUCUCGACAAUCCAGUAGAUCUGUAUUGUAGUUGCCAAUCAACCUGUAAUUAGUUUUUUCUCCCGCCAUCUCCCAUCAGUUUGUUAUUGUUUGUUGUCCUCUCUUUUUGGAAAUUCCACUCCUCCACUAGCAAAUCAGAUUCCGUUUGUUUGUCGAAAAUGUCCUCUGUCCUCACCCGUUCCUCUUCCUCCAAUCAUCCUUCUAGCAAGUAAAAGCAAUCGAUAAACCAACCCGUGAUUCGCUGUGAUCGCGCUCCAGAUAUCCAAUCAUAGUACUGUUGGUGUUGCCGCUCCUCGCCCGCCAGCCCGCCCAUGUGUUUGGUUUUGCUGUGAUGGUGGCCUGCCACCCGCCCGCCUGCCCAACCCCCCCGUGGGCCCCACGGCUGCUUGGUGGUGGGGUUGGCUUUAGGGAACUCUGAGACGCUGGCUUCUUAUCUAUCACACAGUCACUGUGGUGGGACCUAAGUGGAGCAGCUCUCCUCAGGCUCACUUGGCAAAGGGGAAAAGAUCUGUUGAGUGAGGCAUUGCCUUUGUCUGUGGCUGUUUAAAGCUCUGUCAGGGAUCCAAUCACUCAUUAGAUUACUGAGCGGUAGUACUACUUUACUAUAAUCUAGUUCUAUGGUCUAAAUCUGUGGCACAACGUAUUCUGUUUUAAAGCCUUUAGUGACCCCUACUGGCAAAAGUGUUAACUUUUAGUUAUUUUCAUCCACAGCUGGAACCUGUUUUAUUAGUAAUUAAAAUUAAUAUAAAGUUCUUUCAAGAUAAACUUUGCUUGACAUUUUAGGGAUAGUCUGUGCAUUUUUGGUCAACAAACCACAAUAAUUUAAGUGUCUUGGUGAGAAGGGCAUUCAAAAGUGUAAUAUCUCUAUUAGUAUUAUUUUACACUAAAUACAAUACAUUUUCAGUGUUUAAUUGUGAGCCAUAACAUAGUCUACUGUAGUUUAUAAGGAACUAAUAAGAUAUUUCUAAAUUAGAAAUGCUGUAAAUAACUGAAUGAUAUCCACCAUUGACAAGAAUCACAGGAUUGUGCCUUUCCAUCUUAGAGACCGAUAAGUCUAUGUUGGUAAAUGUUCUUAAAGAAAAUGUGAAUGCAAGCCCUCGCAUGUGAACCCUUUAAACAGCCAUGAACAAAAGAUGCCAGUAAUGCAAUACGGUCUGAGUCAAGAGGCUCAGUGAAUGUCACCCUGCAUGUAACACCUGCACACAGUACCAGUGCCCCUUCCCUACCCAGUAUGGAUGAUGAUGAUGAUGUGUGGUGGGCCUGUUGUUAAUGUGUUGCAUUCCUCACCCAAAUUGAGGGACCAAUCACUAACCAUGCUAUAAUCCCACAUCAACAAAAUCUGCAACCCGCCCCCCGCUGAAUCCAAGCUUCAUUCCAAUCGGCCUGAUGAUAUCCAUUGCUAUUUACUGCCUCUGCUGCUUUGCGCUUCUCCUUUCAGUGGUCAUGUGUUCUGUUCACUCCUCUUUUUGUUUGCUAUGACUGUUUCUGCCCUGUCUGUCUGCCAUGACUGUGCUUUGUCUGUGCCUUGUCUGUCUGUGGCUCUGGCUGUCCCGCAUGUGUGUCAGUGACAUUGUCUAAUGCUGCUGCUUCCCUCCUCCCUCUCAGAGGCCAUGCCGUGGUUCAGGUGACCAGUCUCCACUUGAACCACUGGCUCCCUCUGUUUACCACAAUCCACUGGCAGCAUCAAGGUGAAGGGCAACCCAGCUCUCUGAUAGAUAAAACGUCUAGAUGUCUAGAUUCCACCUCCUGCUCAACUUUAUCUUAAAAGAAUAUCAGCAAAAUCUAACUAAAGUGAAUUGUUGGAGCCAGGGGUAUUUGUGCUUGUCUUUUUGGAAUGAAAGGAACACAUCAUCCAUGGCUCUAAAAUAUAGAAAGACCUUUGGUUGACUUACAUUACAUCUGAAGCCAAAGUACUGUUCUGUAUAAGCUUACAUUUGGCUUACGAAAAGAAUGAAAUCAAACCAUCAGAGGCCCUUUCUGUAGUGCUUUGUUAUUGGAGGGUUCAGAAGGUGUUGUUUUAGCUCAGGGGACAGAUCUUGGAUAGCUACCAACUUAUCAACCAGUCUGUAGACUCUGAGAGCCGGUUCUGCACCAGAAGAACUUGACCCUGCCAGUGGAGUCCUGCCUCGGUUCACACAAGUCAAUGUGUUUGUCUGCCCUGUUAUCCCCAGUUUCAUUCCAUUUAAAACAAACUCAACAUGCAUUUGUAUUCUGGUUGUGCUUCCACACACACACAGCGUUUGUUGGAACACAACCAGUCAGAUUCUAUUGGUGGGAGUUCUGGGUUAGUGUGAGGGACGCCAGCCCGAGCCCUCCGCUGGCAUGGCCCUGACAGACACACAGACGUGAGCCUACUGAUUUAAUGCCUACUGUGGGUCAGAGGUAGAGGUCACCUGGGGGUCAGUGGUGUUCGGUUAGAAUGCCUGUUAGGACAUCAAAUCAGUCCUCAUUCAGGCCCCUGUGGCUUUGAUGAGCUCCUACCUAACAUCCAGCGGUUUUUAAAUAGUUUUGUCAUAACAGGCUUGAUGUUUACCUCGGGUGCUACAUGCCUUAAUGGUUGACCUCCACCUUUGAUCCCACACCCUUGUUUCACAGACGCUGCUGCUUCAGGCGUGCCUUGGUAUGCACUAACGCUAUUCAGUCAGCUAAUCUAGUCCCAGCGGCUUGUUUUGGUCUGUGGAAAAAGCGCAGUUUGUUGUAGAAUUUGAACGUGACUGAAAAGUUGCUGGGUACAGAUAACAAUCAGAUAUAGCCUGGACUGUGACUUGGCAACAAUUUACAGUUGACACAGUGUUACGUCACAAUAACUUUGCAUUGGCGUGCAGUACUGUUCGUGUACUGAAACAGGUAAUUGAAUCCCAGUGAAUAAAUUGUUAAUAUAAAGCUGUUUUUUUCUACCCAGCAUCUUUUUAAAACACGCUGUGGGUUUAAUCAGCCAACAUGGUACUAAAACUAAAUAGAUCAUUAACUAAUGUGCUCUAUUUCCCCAAUUAAUUAAUGAAUACAGGAUUUAAUUCGUACACUGGAAACACAACCGGGGUUGUAGGAUCAGGAGAAGUUUACAAGGACCUGCGAGAGAAGUGGACAAAAGGGUGAGGCCUGCCAUGCAUCUCUCCCAUUCAACUGGGUCUUGAAUGAAGGACCAUCAGAAACUGAGACGUUGUAAUGUAGGAAUUCUCCGAACUCACAACGUGGUAUAGUAUAUGUUUGUCAUAUUGUGGUUAUUUUUCUCAUUGCAGUGGUCAAGAACAGGAAAACACUUUAACUGGAGAAGCACCAGAGAGUAUGACCUUCAAGGAGCGCCAGCGGCUCUUUUCCCAAGGGAAGGAAGUGUCCAACAAAGUCAAGGCCUCGCGAAAACUCAUGGAGCUGGAAAGUGAACUCAAUACAAAGUAG